This is a messenger RNA of Lingula anatina, 916 nucleotides long. RefSeq names its product putative sodium-dependent excitatory amino acid transporter glt-4. Lineage: Eukaryota; Metazoa; Brachiopoda; Lingulata; Lingulida; Lingulidae. The record is from RefSeq and is a predicted model, not a curated record.
CAUCGACAAAAGAGUCACUAAAUUUGUCCUUCCGAUUUCUGUGACCCUAAACCUAGAUGGCUCCGUUAUGUUUAUAAUGAUUGCCGCCAUGUCCAUCACACAAAGUUAUGGAGUGACGAUUGGGGCUGGAGAGGUGGCCAUAGCCAGCCUUCUCAUUAUAUUGCUGUCCCUCUCACUGGCUGACAUCCCCAGCGGCAGUCUGGUUUUAUUAGUUAUCGUCUGCAGCGCAAUGGAGAUUCCUAUCUCAGACGAAACCAUCGGCCUGUUAUUCACCGUAGACUGGCUGCUUGAUCGAGUACGUGCGGCCAGUAAUAUUUUGAGUCACGGGUUUGCCUGUGCCGUCGUCGAAAGGGUCUGUAGAAAGCAACUUGAAACAAGUAGUGAUCAACCAUCUACAACCACGCAGGACCUUGGGAACUGCAAUGAAAAUGCUGCAGCCGCAGUUUAACAACGGGACCAAGUCUCCUCGUUCGAUUAUGUUUAUCUCUAAGCCCAACCCCUUUGAAGAUUUCGAACCUCCUUGGCCACAAUAAAGUCCUAAAUCCACCAUAUUGCAAUCAUAGAUAUUGCUACAGGCAGAAUAACAUUGCAUUUUCAUCGCUCUAUAUACAUAUACCACAUUUAUUAUUUUAUUUCGCAUGCAACAACCACGCAAAAAAAGAUAAAAUUAUUAUUCCAAAUUUUAUCCCACUCAUGUCACGUCGUAUACACAAAUUAGAAAUAACGAUAUUUUCAGAAUGAAAAGCUGAAAAAAAAUGUCUGAAACGAACUUGAUCCAACCUGUGCCUAACGUAUGCUUGUUUUGCAUGUGUAUUCCGUUUUCCAGAUGGCAUAGGAUAUUUUUGUACAUCCUACGCUUAAUCUGUUUUACAUUCAGUUAACUCAACUUUCACAAAACUCUUAGCUCAAAAGCUUC